GAAUACCAGGAUCAGCUCUUUGUUAUUGGUUGGUUGCUGUCUGAUGGAUGGAUGAGGGAGGAGUAAGAUCAUCAGUCGGCUCUGACAGAACUGAAGUACUGAAACCAAAUAUACAGGUACAUGUGACAGUGCUGCAGCGAUGAGUGGAAUUUUAAAGAGGAAUUUGGAAGAAGUUGAGGGCUCCUUAUACUGUUCCUCUGUGCGGGAAUCAGAUGAUGAAGUUUUUAGCGGUGACAGUGCUGACAGUGGUGAUAGUGUCAAUCCAUCCACUUCUAAUCAUUUUACCCGUACAUGUGACAGCGCUGCAGCGAUGAGUGGAAUUUUAAAGAGGAAGUUUGAAGAAGUCGAUGGCUCCUCACCCUGUUCCUCUGUGCGGGAAUCAGAUGAUGAAGUUUCUAGUAGUGAAAGUGCAGACAGUGGGGACAGUGUCAAUCCAUCCACUUCUAAUCAUUUUACCCCAUCCUCAAUCCUGAAACGAGAGAAGAGGCUGAGGACGAAGAAUGUUCAUUUUAGCUGUGUUACCGUUUACUACUUCACAAGGAGACAAGGUUUCACCAGUGUUCCCAGUCAAGGAGGAAGCACGUUGGGCAUGUCCAGCCGCCAUAACAGUGUGCGCCAAUACACCCUUGGUGAAUUUGCGAUGGAACAAGAGAGGCUCCAUAGAGAGAUGUUAAGAGAGCACCUCAGGGAGGAAAAACUUAACUCUUUAAAGCUGAAGAUGACUAAGAAUGGUACCGUAGAAUCCGAAGAAGCCAGCACUCUUACAUUAGAUGACAUUUCAGAUGAUGAUAUUGAUUUAGACAACACAGAGGUAGACGAGUACUUCUUCCUGCAACCCCUGCCAACAAAGAAACGAAGGGCGCUGCUACGAGCUUCUGGAGUGAAAAAGAUUGAUGUGGAAGAAAAACAUGAGCUGCGGGCCAUUCGCCUAUCAAGAGAGGAUUGUGGCUGUGACUGUAGAGUAUUCUGUGAUCCGGAAACUUGUACUUGCAGCCUCGCGGGCAUCAAGUGCCAGGUGGAUCGGAUGUCUUUCCCAUGUGGUUGCACUAAAGAGGGAUGUAGUAAUACAGCAGGUAGGAUUGAAUUUAAUCCUAUCCGAGUCCGGACUCACUUUUUGCACACAAUAAUGAAACUUGAACUGGAGAAAAACCGAGAGCAGCAAAUUCCAACACUGAACGGCUGCCAUAGUGAGAUAAAUGCUCACACUAGUUCUAUGGGUCCUGCUGGCCACCCUGUGGAAUAUUCAAUUGCAGAGAAUUUUGAGAUUGAAACAGAACCCCAAACAACAGUGAUGCAUUUGCAGUCUGCAGAGGAGUUGGACUGCCAAGGGGAAGACGAGGAAGAGGAAGAAGACGGAAGUAGCUUUUGUAGUGGAGUUACAGAUUCCAGCACACAAAGCCUAGCACCAAGUGAAUCAGAUGAAGAGGAAGAGGAGGAAGAGGAAGAGGAAGAAGAUGAGGAAGAUGAGAAAGGAGAUCAUUUUGUAGAAGGUCUGAGCACCCAUACUGAAGUUGUGCCUCUUCCUUCAGUUCUUUGCUAUUCUGAUGGCACUACAGUACACGAGAGCCACUCUAAAAAUGCCUCUUUUUACACUAGCUCUUCAACUUUGUAUUACCAAAUAGACAACCAUGCCCCAGGCACCACGAAUCAAAUUCCAGACAACUAUUCUGAAAGAGAUACUGUUAAAAAUGGUACCCUUUCUCUGGUGCCUUACAGCAUGACAUCAGAGCAGUUUGUUGACUAUGCCCGACAAACAGAAGAGAGCUAUGGUAGCUCCCACUACCCAUCAGCAAACCCCUCCGUAAUAGUCUGCUGCUCUUCAUCAGAAAAUGAUAGCCAUGUGCCAUGUAAUAGCUUAUACCCUGAACACAGGCCAAACCACCCUCAAGUGGAAUUUCACUCUUAUUUGAAAGGUCCCUCCCCAGAGAGAUAUGUUUCUACUUUGAAUGGUGAUAGUCACAUAGUUGAGCAUCCUGCUGAAAAUUCCUUAAGCCUUUCGGAAAAGAGCAGAUUGCACGAAGAGUGCAUCAAGUCAUCGGUGAUUGAGACCGUCCCCGUGUAGUAGGUUAAAUUGUCCCAGAACCACCUUCCUAUAUUUAAAUGCACUGUAAUUUAAUUGGAUUUCCUAGACUCCGCAUUGUUUUAAACUGUGGACCAAGAAAACUUGGACUAUGGUUAAUGUUCCGGAUGCUUUUGUUUCUUCUUUCUAGCUUUUGGGACAGUGGCAUUGCACAAAUACAAGUUCAUACAAGGAUUUUGAAAUAAAUCAGACGUUUUUGAUAAAAAAAAGAGCUAAAUUUAAAAAUACAUAUUUCAGUCACUGACCCGUCAAACUCUGUGAAACCUACCAACCGGUAUAGAUCAAAGCUCCAAGUUUUUUGAUUAUCGGGCCUGUGCAAGAUUAUUAACUAAUACUUGGAAAUGAUCAGAUUUAGAGUCCUAAUUUUCAAUCUAUCUGAAGUUGAUGGUGACUUUUUAAUGUAAAAGUAAUUAUUGUAAGAAAAAGAUUUAAUCGUUCAUAUGUAUUUUAUUUAUGGUAGUUUAGCAGAUCAUGUUUUGAUGGAAAUUAACCUAUGUUCAUUUAAACUUAAGAGCCACACCAGAGCAUGCCCACAUGGAUUGCAUCUAGCGUUCCAUCUACAUUUUUAUGAACAUUACUAAUACGAUCUGCAGAUACUUUCUUAAGGGUGAACUAGGCCUAUUUUUGCUAUUUUGAACAAAUAAAUCUAUUUGUGCAGGUCCAUACACAGUUUUCUCUAAAGGUAAGGGUUAGGACAAUCCUCCUGCUAGGGUCUGGAUCAGUGCCUUCCCACAGUUAAUUCCAGGGAAGGAGGUAAAAGGAAUUGCCACUUUAGAAACAAAAAUAAUAAAAAUGGCAUUGUCUUUGUUCUUAGCUUGUCUAGUAGCACCUUUGAGCCCUAAGCCCCCACAUGGAAAUGCACUUUAGUGCCCUUGGCAGUACCUGCUAAGGUGUAGGAACUGUGAAAAUUUUAGGGGGUUAGGGGCUGGGGUAGAAAGCUGUAAUUAUCGUGGGGUUUAUAUGAUACAGUAGUCUUAAAAUAAUAUUUUUUGUGAAGGAACAAAUAAAGGUUUUCCUCAGCCAGUUUGGGAAUCUAAAUCCGAAGUCAAUAAGAGCAGAGUUAUAAUGCUGUCAGGUUAUAAGAAGCAUGAAAUGGACAUGGAUAGAGCAGGCAGACUUUCUUUUCUAUAAAAAGACCAAUCUUUGCAAAUUAGAUGUAUAGAGAGAUUUCAAUUUUGUAAUUAACAGAUUGACAUGGGGCCAUCACCCAAAUGUUCAACUAGGCCUUAAGUUUCUGAAGCAUUAUGAAUUUCUCUUGCCUGGAACAAUUAGCAGGAAAAUCCAGAAUGCAUUAUUUGCAUUCUCAUUACCUCAUGUUCCCUUAAUUUAUUAAAGGAACAGACACAUGGAAUCUAAAACAUGCACUCCUGGCCUUUAGAUUAUCUGCACUUGGUUUGCUGGAAAAGGAUUUCUAGGAUCCCAUUUUUCUCUGUAAAUUGACUUAGGUAACUAAAUAGCGUGCACUACCUUUCUUUCAAUGCAAUAUGACACUUCACCUGUUUCAGUAUUUCGUCCUAUGGAUAUGAAGUAUCAUAUGUUGUACGUCAGUUUAAAGUGUAGCUUUGCCUUGCUGUUCAAUGACUGCAUUGCUUCUUAAUUUUUAUGUCUUUCAGACUUAGAUGUUUAAGAAUAUGAAUUUAAGCAUAUUGUAAAAUUUUGACUCUGUACAUUUUAUUCAGUAACUCUCAAAUAUGCUUGAAUUUCCAUGGAAAACCCUUGCUAAAACUUGGGAAAGGGAAGGGUUAGGUAAUUUGUUCACUUGGCAGCUAGUUCUUUGAUAAUUAAAUUAUUUCUCCCCUUUCCCCACUCACUACAUACACUGCCCUCUUCCCCCCCCCCAAACACACCCUAACCUAAAUAGCUAGUCAUUUCUCUCACAGUCAAAGGGCCUUUGGAAUUCUUUCUCAGACAGGGAAGUAAUGUGGGCUAGUGGCAUCCCUUUAAUAACCAACCUAAACUAUUAGACUUCAUAUAUUUAUGGCAUCCAUUAAAUAUAUUCGAUGAAGUUUCAGUUCAUAGUGACUGAUACCUUUGUUUUCUUUCCCUAGUAAGAAUCUAAAGAGGACAAAUCCCAGGAGAAAAUGAAAGGGGUCCCUCAAAAUUCAGAAAAGACGCAUAUUUAAUUUAUUUGAAGGACUGUUAAAUAUACUUUUUAAUCUCAAAAAAAAAAAAAGAUCUUGAAAUGUCCAUAGUACAGUGGCCUAGGAUUUGUCUUUUGAAGGAGCCAUAAAGAGAUCUGUGAUCUGUGACAGGGUUGAAGGACAAAGGGAGGUUUGGCUUCUCACCUGAGAGCUAUUUAUAGGACCAUUUGAUUUAGUGAGAGUUAACUUUCUGAGGCAGCAACCACAUCUGAUGAUUUCACCCUUAUCUAGGAUAACUGGCUUCUAUCUUUGAGCUUUACUUCCAAAGUGAUCCCUAACCCAGCAGCUGCUUACUCUCAUAGGUAAUCAGGGAAGAGUAUGCAGCGAUCCUGCACAUAGGCAAGAGAAUCAUCCCUUCCUAUUUUCCAACAUAUUUUCUCUAUUUUUACUAUCCAUCCCCACUCUACUCCAUAUCCUCCCUUUUAAAAAAUCCUCAACAAUAUACACUAGCAGUUUCCUGUCACUUACUUCCUUUUCCUCCCUCAUAGGGUGUACCAAGUGUCAGAUAUAUGACUAGUAAUAUGCAGAAGCAUACUUUCCCCUUAAAUUCUAAUAGGAUCUUAUGGUCUGAAAAAUAUAGUAAUUUUUUAAUAUGUACUAGCAUUUUAGAAAAUAUUUGACGGAAGAUAUAUAUAUAGAGAGAGAGAGGCUGUGGUGGUUAUAUAUACAUAUAUACUCAUGCAUAUAUGUAUAUAUGGUAUACAGAUACAAACGAAUAUAUGCAUGUACACAUAUACAUGUACAUAGAUGUACAAACACAUGCAUCUCUCUCUCUCUACAUAUGUAUUGUGUAUGUAUCACUGGGUCUAUUUCUAUGUUGCUCUUUUUCUGAGUAAAGUUAAUAGAGCAGAGAAUUCCCAUUGCCUUUUCCCCCCAUAAGUAAUUCCUUUAUUCAACAAUAACUGCCCACAUGCCAAGAAAGUUAAAAAUUUCAUCAGAAGUUUAAGGGGGGGUGGGGAAUCAAGUGGGAGCCAGUCAAUUGGGAUAUAUUUUUAGGGCCUUAGUACUGAGACUCAAUAACCUGACCAACAUCUGUUGUAUUGCCUCAACAAUUGUUCAGUCAUUUUCAGCCUUGUCUGACUCUUUCUACUGACCCAAAUUAUAGUCCCCUUUGCCACAGAGCCUUUUAGUUAUUCACAGCCCAUUGUAAAGCUUCUUUCUCUGGACCUUGUUUUACUUCCAACCCUGUGCCUUUUAUUGGUCUUUGCCUCUCAGUCGCAGUCAAGACUGAAAUGAUUUACAAGUCAAGUGGUUGAAACAGCUUGCUACUAACCACCAUUGUAUAUGGUGGUUGCUUGGAGAAGAAAGAAAAUUAUUGUGUUGUUUUAUUCUUUCUUCAUUUCAUCUCUUGACCAUUUAUACAAAGAUAUAGCAUUGAGACAUAAGUAAAACCAGUCUAUCUCCUAUAUCCUGUUAGAUGACUGAUAUACUUUCCCUUUAGAAACCAGUCAUUUUAUCUUGAUUAGAGAAAUCAUCUCUUCCUAUCAGGAUAGUCAGAGAUUCAGAGGAAAGUACCUGAAAUGGAAAGUCCCCACUAAUAAUUAUGACCCAAAAACCCAUUCUUAUAGUUUAGAGUAUCACUGUUCAUCUGAAUAUGCAUAAAUCAAGAGAUAAAGAAAUUAUGUUUAGUUAUUAAGCUAUUAUACAAUCUACUUUCAGUAUCAUACAAGCCCUGUACGAAAUUUCAGUUUACCAGUCAACAAGUAUUUAUUGUGUGUUUACUAUGUAUGAGGCAUUGUGCUAAGUACUGGAGAUACAAAGAAUGGUCAAAAUAAAAAUUCCCUAUCUUCAAGGAACAUACAUCCAAAUAUACAAGAUAUAUAUGGAAUAUGUGAAGGAUGAUCUUAAAGGGGAAGGGAAGCAUUAACAGCUAGGGAGAAGAGGUCUAUUUCAGAUGAAUUUUGAAGGAAACCAGAGGACAGAAUGUCCUCUUCAGUUCAGAGCUUCAGGUUUUAAAUGGAUGACACCCUUUGUUUUUCUGUUUCAUUGUUGUUCAGUUGUUUCAGUUGUGUCCAACUCUUCAUGACCCCAUUUUGGGUUUUCUUGUCAGAGAUACUAGAAUGGUUUGCCAUUUCCUUCUCCACCUCA
This is a messenger RNA of Dromiciops gliroides (monito del monte), 6309 nucleotides long. RefSeq names its product cysteine and serine rich nuclear protein 3 (gene CSRNP3). The transcript has 6 exons. Gene Ontology annotation, molecular function: sequence-specific DNA binding; DNA-binding transcription factor activity, RNA polymerase II-specific. Lineage: Eukaryota; Metazoa; Chordata; Mammalia; Microbiotheria; Microbiotheriidae. Gene Ontology annotation, biological process: regulation of transcription by RNA polymerase II. Gene Ontology annotation, cellular component: nucleus. The coding region runs from base 140 to 2062 and encodes 640 amino acids. The record is from RefSeq and is a predicted model, not a curated record.